Molecule: messenger RNA, 1884 nt
Organism: [Candida] anglica
Lineage: Eukaryota; Fungi; Ascomycota; Pichiomycetes; Serinales; Debaryomycetaceae
Source: the annotation of a GenBank genome assembly
CACAAAGGCCCCCCUCCUCUAGAGAACACCCUGAGAACGACAAACCGGUCCCAACAACUCUAAAACGUGGACAGAUAUAGUAGGAGACAUGACCCCGCAGAGUGUGAUACGACGGCGCUUAGCAGUGCUGGUGGUUCGGAGUCGGGUGGGAAGAGUGUGCGGCGGUGUGUCAUUCCCCAACACAACAAUGAUGACACCAAGGCACCACCCCUCACGAAUGAUAGGCGGCUCUACAAGGGGCCUAUAUAUGGGUGCCACCGUCAGUCUGACGGAUUGUGCUGGACAAUAUAUGGAAAUCAUCGAGGGGAAAGUCCCCGUGCCGGAGGUGGAGAUCUUUCUCUACAAUCUCUUGAUGAAUGGGAACUUGGACGCGGCAACGGCGUUACUAUACAAGAUUGGUGUGGAGGUCCCGGACGAUGGACAGACGGUCUCAGACGACACCUGUCUCGCCAACAUAACUCUAUCGGACCAGAUCUGGUCUUUCUACCUCUCACAAAUCUGUGACGCAUCGCAUUACUCCGGGGCCACGCUUGUGUACCAUCGAAUCAUCAACCCUCCCACAGACUCCAUGUACCUCCCCUCGGACCAUGUGCCGUUCCUAGUCUCGGCAGAGUCCCUCGUGUACCUUGCCAUAAUAUUCCUGCGCAACCUGGACGCCACAAAGGUGCGUGGUUGCAUCGACUACUUCAAACGGUUCUACUCGUCGCUUGGCCAUCGACAUAUCUACAAGGACCUCCGCAUGCUUCUCGUCGAGGCCCAUAGUCGUGCGGGCCAGUUCGAACGUGCCUUGGCCGAGUUCACCGUCUUGGCCCAUGUGUUCAAACUGAAAACUGACUCUCUUUGGUACUCGCGUCUGAAGAUGUUUGUGUUUGACAAUUUCAGAUGGAGACGUACUGCCACCAAGCUCAACAUCCACAAGAAGGGCACGACCCUGCUGGAGCCCUUGGACGUUUCCGAGGCCCUGGUGGCAGCGUCCAUGGGGACAAAACUCUUUGUCCCCACCACGGAACGGAACAUCUACUCCUCACCAAACAAACCCGUCUACCCACUCAUAGCGGGGACCGUGCAUGUGGCAGACUUGCCUCAUUUCUACCGUCUAGUUCGGGCCAACGUCGAUCGUCUUAUGGCGCAAGAACUGACCCCAUUGGAGGAGAAAUUGCAAACUCUCUUGGGCUUUGUACGUACCUCUCAUCCUCUCCUCCAGAUUUUUGUGUUCAAAAGCUUGUGCGAUGGUGGGCAUCUCCAACAAGCGUUCCUCUUUUUAAUAAAACUUGAACAAAUGGAUCAGGACAAGUUCCUUCUUCAAUCGGCAAACUUCCGGUACUUUUUCCAAAGCUGUCGAGCAAAAUUGGAGUCCACCGUCGCAACCAUCACCACUACUGGUCCCACGAGUGCCACUACGGAAACCCUUUCCUCGACUCUAUUACUCUGCACCUCGAUGAUGCAGCUCCGUGAAUGGAACAUCGUUGGUGCCACGUUCCCACGGGUUCUUGCGGAAUACAUACAGGCGGUGAUGGCUUCACCCGGAGCCACCCAGGCCCAUAUCCAACCAUACAUGGACCAGAUAGUACUUGGAGGUUCUAAGGCGGCCCUUCUUGAAAUUCGUCUUGAUCUGGAAUCAUAUUCCAAAUUCAACGCUAUGUUUGGAAACCAGUACUCUUCAGCAGUAAAGGAAGCAAAGUAAGGCAGGGGGAUAAUAUUUGAAAGCAUAAUUCCUCCGCUAGGGUGAAACACAUGAAGCCAUCACCUAAUGUAAAUAUGGGAGUUUCAUCUUUGAGUACCCCUUCCAUGUUGCUUCCCGACUUUUCUAUAAAUACAUUCUUCCCCCAUAUCCUUGAGGGAAUCUUCUUGUACAUAGACAAUAUACAUAUCCGUAUCCACCCA